GCAAGACAAAAGGAUACCUAAAACCAUUUGGCAAAACUACGGUCAAAUGAAAAAUCUUCUGUUUGCUUAGGCCAACAAUAACAACCACUAAAAGCGUUGAGGACUGCAGCCACUCUGUCCUCAAUUAACACGCCCGCCGUAAAUUAGAGGGGCAGCAUGGAAGGGACACAUCAAGCGUGAUACGCCCACUGCCAAAAGAGUAGCAGAAACAGCAGCUGCAGUAGCAGCAACAAUGUCUAACAAUAACAACAACAACAAGGACAUUACCAUAGGUGGUGAAUCAUCAAAUAGCAGCGCUAAUGAGGGUCUCUGGUCCCUCAGCAAUUUGGAUGACAUCAAUCAAAGCGUUGAGCUGAACUGCCUGCUGCAGCAACAUGUGGAUGCAACGACUUAUGGCAAUGCUACAGACCAUUGCCUCACCCAGUUCGAUUCAAUACUCUGCUGGCCGCGCACCGCACGAGGCACCUUGGCCGUGCUCCAGUGUAUGGAUGAAUUACAGGGCAUACACUACGACAGCAGCAAGAACGCAACGCGGUUCUGCCAUCUAAAUGGCACUUGGGCUCAGUAUACCAACUACGAUGCCUGCGCCCAUUUGCCAGCGCCGGAGAUGGUGCCGGAGUUCGAGACCAUUGUGGAGCUGCCGACUAUCAUCUAUUACAUUGGCUAUGCUUUAAGCCUUGUGUCGCUGACGCUGGCGCUGAUUGUUUUCGCCUACUACAAAGAGCUGCGUUGUCUGCGCAACACCAUCCACGCCAAUUUGUUCUUCACGUACAUCAUGUCGGCUUUUUUCUGGAUACUCCUGCUGUCCGUGCAGAUAUCCAUUCGCAGUGGCCUGAGCAGCUGCAUUGCUCUCGUCACACUCUUUCACUUCUUCACGCUGACCAAUUUCUUUUGGAUGCUGGUGGAGGGCCUGUAUUUGUACAUGCUUGUAGUUAAGACCUUCUCCGGCGAUAAUAUACGCUUCAAUAUAUAUGUUUCCAUUGGCUGGGGUGGACCGGCACUGUUUGUGGUGACUUGGGCGGUAGCGAAGGGUCUAACGGUUAACUACACCAAUUAUAUGGAGAAGUAUGACAUCAACUGUCCCUGGAUGGAGGAGACGAACGUGGAUUGGAUUUUCCAGGGACCUGUUUGUGCGGUGCUCAUUAUCAAUCUGACAUUCCUGCUGCGCAUCAUGUGGGUGCUUAUUACCAAGCUUCGCUCGGCGAACACUGUGGAGACGCGUCAGUAUCGCAAGGCGGCCAAGGCGCUGCUUGUGCUCAUUCCGCUCUUUGGCAUCACCUAUCUGGUUGUGCUGGCUGGUCCCUCCGAAUCGGGUUUAAUGGGUCACAUGUUUGCCGUUCUUCGGGCUGUGCUGCUCAGCACACAGGGCUUUUGGGUGUCGCUUUUCUACUGCUUUCUCAACUCUGAGGUACGUAAUGCACUGAGACAUCAUGUUAACACCUGGCGCGACUCGCGCAACAUUCAACGUAACCAGAACCGACGAUAUACUACAAAAAGUUUUAGCAAGGGUGGCGGCUCCCCACGAGCUGAAAGCAUGCGGCCAUUAACAUCGUAUUAUGGACGUGGCAAGCGGGAGUCGUGCGUGUCUUCGGCUACAACCACAACGCUGGUGGGUCAUCAUGCACCACUGUCGCUGCAUCGCGGCUCCAACAAUGCAUUGCACAUGUUGCCCAUAGCCAAUAAUGCUGGAACUGGCAGCACGCUCAGCGUGAUGCCCAGAGCUAUCAGUCCUUUAAUGAAGCAGGGACUUGAGGAAAAUUCCGUCUAAGAAGAUACUCACACACCGACACACCCACACACACACAUACGCACACAAUCUAGCUUUUACAUUUGUUAGUUCCCUAGGUAUUGGUAUUGGUAUUGGUAUUG
Molecule: messenger RNA, 1869 nt
Organism: Drosophila grimshawi
Lineage: Eukaryota; Metazoa; Arthropoda; Insecta; Diptera; Drosophilidae
Gene: Dh44-R1
Product: diuretic hormone receptor
Exons: 12
Coding region: 233-1768 (511 amino acids)
Biological process (GO): cell surface receptor signaling pathway; adenylate cyclase-modulating G protein-coupled receptor signaling pathway
Cellular component (GO): plasma membrane
Molecular function (GO): peptide hormone binding; G protein-coupled peptide receptor activity; diuretic hormone receptor activity
Source: RefSeq, a predicted model, not a curated record